Orcinus orca (killer whale) is the source of this 4581-nucleotide messenger RNA. It is a transcript of the gene NXPH1, whose product is annotated as neurexophilin 1. The transcript is spliced from 3 exons. The coding region runs from base 1259 to 2074 and encodes 271 amino acids. Gene Ontology annotation, molecular function: signaling receptor binding. NCBI's taxonomy places the organism in Eukaryota, Metazoa, Chordata, Mammalia, Artiodactyla, Delphinidae. The record is from RefSeq and is a predicted model, not a curated record.
CAGUCCUCUCGGCUGUCGCGCGCUGAAUGGCUGGCGGUCCGCAGCGCCCGGGUCUCAGGCCUCCCAGCUACAGGUCCGCGGUGCCCCGCGUAGGCGCCCAAGGCGGGCUGGGGAGACCUGCACCCUCCGGCUCCCGUUUCCGCCCUACGCACCGCCCCACUACGCUUCCCGCCACUCCUCUGGCGGUCGCAGUCCUCCUCACGACCCUUGGGAAGGGUGCACUGCGGCCACCAGAGACACCGCAGGAGCCACUUCUCCCUGCGGGCCCAGCCCGCCGAGAGCCUAGGAGCGGGAUCCAUUUACACGGGGUAUUAAUUGGUCUCUGAGGAAUCGUUCGCCCACGUGCCGAUGUAAUUGCCCGAGUCAGGAAGGUAGGCGAGCCGAGCGGUGGACCUACGGAGAAAGCACCACGGCACUGGCGCCGAGAACCCCAGCGCACUCCAGAGCGUCCCCCAGUGGCCGGGCAGGACCACGGAUAGAGCCUGCGACUCCGCUCCGGAGUGGCUCUCGGGGUUCUCAGGGCCGCCGGUAGAGGUACAGCUGCUGGCUGCGCCAGGAUCCUAGGGGCUCAGCUCACCCCACCCCUCCCUCUGAAACUCGGACUGCUUGCGCCUGCCGUGUGGCUGUUUUCUUCCGAAAGGCCAGUGUCUUAUAUCUCAAGUUCAAGUCCUGAGGACUUGCCCAGUCUCCUCCCCUUAAGUCAUUUCUACCAUCCUUCGGCAGCCUCGGGAAUCAACGAGCCUCGGACCGCUCGUCCCACAUCCAACGCGGGCAGUCCCGGUCUGUCCGGUGCAGUAGCCCGGCGCAUUCGCUUCUCACCCUCCCUCUCUUUCUACCUCCCUUUCUCUCUUCCUCGCUUUCCCCCUCUACUUCCCCUCCCUCUCUUGCCUCUUAAGUUUCCUGCACCGUGAAUCCAACUGUGCCAAGCCUAGGCUCCCGCGGAACCAAUCCUGAGCGCGACCCGGGUACUGGGACGCGGACUCUGCCGAGGCUGGACAAGGCAGCGGGACCGGUCCGCGCCCGAGCAUGGAGAUGAAGCGCCAGGGAGGGCAUGUUCGGGACGCCGGAGACGCCAGGCCCGAGUAGCUCCUCCAUGGAGCCUUCGCAGAGCGGUCCCUGCUUGCUGGAUUCGCCCCCAGUCCUGUGCGGCUGCUGAGAGCGCUCCUUGCUCUAUAAAGUGGAUGUCAGGUGGAUCUAUGUUUUUGAAGGAACAAAGACUCAGCGAACGCACCGCCGAGGAAGUUUGAGACGCGGGAGGAUGCAGGCUACGUGCUGGUACGUGCUUCUCCUCUUGCAGCCCACCGUCUACUUGGUCACAUGUGCCAAUUUAACAAACGGUGGAAAGUCAGAACUUCUAAAAUCAGGAAGCAGCAAAUCCACACUAAAGCAUAUAUGGACAGAAAGCAGCAAAGACUUGUCUAUCAGCCGACUCCUGUCACAGACUUUUCGUGGCAAAGAAAAUGAUACAGAUUUAGACCUGCGAUAUGACACCCCAGAACCUUAUUCUGAGCAAGACCUCUGGGACUGGCUGAGGAACUCCACAGACCUUCAAGAGCCUCGGCCCAGGGCCAAGCGAAGGCCCAUUGUUAAGACGGGCAAGUUUAAGAAAAUGUUUGGAUGGGGUGAUUUUCAUUCCAACAUCAAAACAGUGAAGCUAAACCUAUUGAUAACUGGGAAAAUUGUAGAUCAUGGCAAUGGGACAUUUAGUGUUUAUUUCAGGCAUAAUUCCACUGGUCAAGGGAACGUAUCUGUCAGCUUGGUGCCCCCUACGAAAAUAGUGGAAUUCGACUUGGCACAGCAAACCGUGAUUGAUGCCAAAGAUUCCAAGUCCUUUAAUUGUCGCAUUGAAUAUGAAAAGGUUGACAAGGCUACCAAGAACACACUCUGCAACUAUGACCCUUCAAAAACCUGUUACCAGGAGCAGACCCAAAGUCAUGUGUCCUGGCUCUGCUCCAAGCCCUUUAAGGUGAUCUGUAUUUACAUUUCCUUUUAUAGUACAGAUUAUAAACUCGUACAGAAAGUGUGCCCCGACUACAACUACCACAGCGACACACCUUACUUCCCCUCUGGAUGAGGAUGAAUGUAGGGGUGAGACUGAAGCCUGAGGAAUUCAAGGUCACAUGACAGGGCUGUUACCUCAAGAGGAAGGUCCCAUCUGUUGCCUGGAAUGUGUCUACACUGCUGCUCUCGUCAACUGGCUGCAAAUACGCUCGUGGAAAACAAUCUGAUGUAAUUUCUGCCCAGUCAGCUUCAUCUCUCAGUAUAGUUGUAAAUCACCACAGAUUCUAAAGCCACACUUGAAGACAUGCUCUCACACAUAGAUGUACACAGACACACUCUCAUAUACAUUUCAGCUGGCAUCCGUCAUGAUUCUUGUCAAGAGGGCUUUCGUUGUCUGACUCAUAAUGGUUCAGGAUAAACGAUCAUCAAGCAAAAGGAUUAACUAGACAGUGAAUGGUUUUUAGCACUUGCUGUUAUGGAAAUCUCCUUUAAAGUCUUGAGUACAUGCUAAUCAAUAAUCCCCACUCAUGCAUUUCUACUGCUUGGAGUAGCUGUACUGGUAAAUACUACUGUAGGAGUAUAUGCUUGUUAAAAUUGGAAAAAAAAAAUGUGUCUUUAGAGCUCAGUAUUCUUUAUUUUAUGAACACAACAAGUGUAGUAACUUUUUCCAGCAUUCAGUAGGCACAUUCAAGGUGAUACAAGAUGGCUCUUUUUUCUAUGGAGGGAGCCUGUUCUCAGUAAAGAUGAGCAAACAUUUGGAAUUUACACGUGGGCAGACACUGGAUUACAGCUUUCAUCACCAAUCAUUGGACUUUUGCAAAGUUGAGACCAGCUAAGGUUGCUUAAAAUAAGUUCUGAUCAUUAUAUAAGAAGGGAAAUGCCUGACAGACACCAUGUAAGUUAUGUGUCUGUCUUAUCUUUACUACACAUAUUGUAACAAAUUCAAUAUCCUAGUCUUCAUUUGUAUGAAUGGUUUGUAUUGUACAUAGUUUAACCAAGUGUUAUUUGAGCUGCUUAUUAAUAUUAACUAUGUACUUGUCUCUCUGCUUGUUAUUGGUUAAAAAAGAAAAAAAAAGGAUAUGAGGAAUCCAUUCUAUCAAUGUAGCUGUGAACCCCAUUAAAAAGACAAACUUAAUGUACAAAGCAUUUAUUCAGCUCAAGUAUUGUUGACAGCUAUACAUAUACAACAUUACAGUCUGUAUUUAGAUAUUUUAUUUCUGGACAAAUGAAAUGUACAUAAAAAUAAAAUGCUUAAAUUUGAGUUUCAAUAUGUACUUGUGUAAGAUGGUGAUUUAAAUGGUUCUGACAAGAAAAAUGUGUUGGAAUACAGUCAUGGUUUUGCAUCUCAUGUCUCUAAAUUUGUACAGAACUAUCUAAAUUGCUAUUAGUUGCCCAGUCAAAACAACUUAGGAGUUUAAGUCUCAAAACUGGGAAACAGUUGUGGCAUUCAGUAUUACAUACAUUUUUGGUUUGCUGUCAUGCUAGUUGUCCAAGAAUACCAAAAAUCAAUGAACAUAAGGAGAUGAUUGAGGUCUCCUAAAUUAAUUAUAGCUAGUUGUUGUUGUUGUUGUUUUCUUGUACAGCGUCUUUAUUUAGCAGAAUAUUGAGAAGGUAAUUUUUUUUUUUCCGUAAAAGAAAGCCAAGAUGUCUGAAGAUUGUGGCUGACUUUCCCUGAUUCUACUGUAUUGACUCAACUGAGAAAAUUACAAUUACAGUGAAGGGCUUCUAUGCUCAAUUUACAUAUAGCAAAAGGGAUCGAUUUAUCUAUAUAGCAUUAUUUUGGGGCAUUAAGCUUUACUUUUUAAAACUAAUUACCAUACACAAUCCCAGCAAAAUAAACAGAAGAAAAAAUAUGUAAAGUAAUAACCCAUACUUAAGGUCACAAAUUGGGGAUUGGGAUAUGAAAAUUCUCAAAGGUUAACCAAAGAGGUCAAAUUAAGAACAUUCACCCAUUCUCAUUUUCCCUUCAUGCUGCAUAGGGGUAAGUAUGUUUUCAUACAGAGAAUAAUAGAAGUUCUACAGGGAACCCAAUACCACAGAGUUCUAAAGUGAGAACUCAAUGACUGAUUUGACUGAAGAGAGCCUUUAAUUGCCAAUUAAAGACACAUCAUUCUGUUAAGUGUCCAUAUCUCAAAAUCCUCCAACAUAGCUAGACAACCAUUUAUAUCAAUGUAUUAAUUAAUUUGCUGUGGAAUUUAGAAGCUGAUGUUACAACAGACUUCUCUGGCACAAUUGGCAGGAAGAGCUUCAUGAGUCCCAGCUGCAGAACAUAUUUUCCACAGAUUAAACCUUGUUAUUCUGGGGUUUAUUUAUCAAAGUGAUCACUUAAGAGUCAGUUCUCUCUUAACAAAAAGGAGGAUAAGUAAGAAGGCAAAAAUCUUUUCUUUUUUUUUUGGAUCAUUUGAUUAGUGGCCUGUGACUUUCAUUAUGUGGUGUAAUCUGUCCUGUAAUCCAGCAUUCAAGAUAAGAUGAAAAUAUGUUUCAGAAAAAAAAAAAUAUAUGCUUCAGUCUUCACCCAUCUGCCCUACUCUCCAAAGUUCUUAUGAAAUAUUGCUUUUACAUUUUUAUAAACAUAUAGAA